Kluyveromyces lactis is the source of this 1443-nucleotide messenger RNA. RefSeq names its product PLP-dependent aminotransferase family protein. NCBI's taxonomy places the organism in Eukaryota, Fungi, Ascomycota, Saccharomycetes, Saccharomycetales, Saccharomycetaceae. Gene Ontology annotation, molecular function: pyridoxal phosphate binding; aromatic-amino-acid:2-oxoglutarate transaminase activity; L-2-aminoadipate:2-oxoglutarate transaminase activity. Gene Ontology annotation, biological process: L-tyrosine biosynthetic process; aromatic amino acid catabolic process. The transcript has a single exon. The record is from RefSeq and is a predicted model, not a curated record. Bases 1 to 1443 code for a protein of 480 amino acids.
AUGACAGUUAAAGAUAUGGGCUGUAGAACUAAUGUGUUACAUUUAUUGAGUGAUGAGGCCAAGAUUCGUAAGGCCUCGCCUAUCAAGACAACUAUGAAAUAUUUUAGCGAUCCAAAUAUCGUGUUCCUUGGGGCAGGAAUGCCCUCUGGUAAUAUGUUCCCAUUCGAAAGCAUUUCGUUUAAAAGUGUUUCUCUCGAUGAUGUUAAUGGGACAGGGGCCGUUGAAGGAUGUAUACAUAGGGACAAAAGUGAUUUAGAAAUAUGUCAGGAUGUCCCAUUGGGUGUAGCAUUACAGUAUGGUAACUCAAGGGGUCAGCCUGAGUUGAUAUCAUUUUUGAAGGAACAUACUUCAAUUUUCCAUAAUAUUUCCAUAAACGAUUGGGAUUUAAUAACGACAGCAGGAUCUACCCAAGCUUGGGAUGCAUGUUUGAGGUUAUUCUGCAAUAGAGGUGAGACUGUUCUUAUGGAGGAAUACACAUAUUCUUCAUCGUUAGAAGCCGCUGUUGCUCAGGGACUCAACUGUGUUGCAAUGAAAAUGGAUAAAGAUGGGAUCAAGGUAGAUAAAUUAAGCGAGAUGUUAAGGGAUUGGGAUGUUGCAGUUCAAGGGCCUUUCCCAAAAUUAUUAUACACCAUUCCAAAUGGUCAUAAUCCAACCGGUUGUACUUUGCACGAGGAAAGAAAACCUGAGCUUGUAAGGCUUGCAUCGCAGUACGAUUUUAUUAUCAUCGAAGAUGAUCCAUACUAUUUCCUACAAAUGAACGAGUUCGGUGCACCUGAGUUGAAUGUCCCCGGGGACGUCAACGAAAUGCAAUGGUUCAAAGAAAAUUUUGUUAAUAAAUUGGGCAGGUCUCUAUUGGAAUGGGAUGACGUUGGUAGAAUUAUUAGGUUAGAAUCGGUGUCGAAAACUUUUGCUCCAGGGUGCCGUCUAGGCUGGGCUAUUGGCCCCAGGUAUCUACUAGAUCACCUUUGGAACUAUCAUGAAGUAUCAAUGCAGUCAACUUGCGGAUUUGCCCAAACUCUUAUCAACGGAAUGUUCCAAAGAUGGGGUCAAAUUGGGUAUAUGAAAUGGUUACUAAGGCUGAGAAAUAGCUAUUCAAUGAAAAGAGAUCAUUGUUUGACUCAAUGCCAAAAAUAUUUGCCAAAUGAAGUUUGCUCUAUAAACUUACCAAUCUCGGGAAUGUUUUUCAUGGUAUAUAUUGACCCUCACAAGCAUCCAAAGUUCGAAAGGGAAUUUAAGUCAAAGGUUGACCUACUUGAGGAACAUCUAUACAACAGCUUUGUUCAGAAUGGGAUGUUGUUGGCAUGUUCUUCCUGGUUUAGAGUUGAUCCAAAUCAUAAUAAAAUAUUAGCUUUUAGAGGAUCCUAUGCAUCUGUAGAUGCUGAGAAGAUGCAGAACGGUAUUAUAAUGUUAGGAAAUGUCAUUAAGGCUGAAUUCUGUUUGUAA